Molecule: messenger RNA, 3300 nt
Organism: Coregonus clupeaformis (lake whitefish)
Lineage: Eukaryota; Metazoa; Chordata; Actinopteri; Salmoniformes; Salmonidae
Product: PTB domain-containing engulfment adapter protein 1
Exons: 12
Coding region: 307-1500 (397 amino acids)
Source: RefSeq, a predicted model, not a curated record
UAAUAAACAGAUUGUUUUGGCAAUGUCUAACGUGUUGCACUUAGCAAGCUAAAUUCCAGAGCGGGUGAAAGCGAGUGGAGAAACAAAGAAGCAUUGUUGUUUUCCGAGCUGCAUUAUUUUAGGGGACAGCAGUGCGUGUUUUCAUCCCAUGUCAAAAGCUGGAUGCCUUUUAGUGCAUAUGGCUCAGAUUAGCGGCAGCUGGAGAGGCUUUAUAGGGGACAUAAACUUUUAUUUUUUUCUACCAUUCUUUUUCCAUUAAGUGUCACGUUUUCACACUGCUUUUUGUUUGCGGAUUGCUUUUUGGGCAUGAGAGAAUACUUGUUCCUUGGGGUCAAAGUGGAGUAUUGGCAAAUACACAGAAGGGACCACAAAGACACAAGGUUUUCCAGUAUGAACCGGGCCUUUAACAGGAAAAAAGAUAAAUCCUGGAUGCACACUCCAGAAGCGCUGGCAAAGCAUUACGUACCCUACAAUGCCAAGUUUCUUGGAAACACAGAAGUUGAUCAACCGAAAGGCACAGAGAUUGUUAAAGAUGCAGUUAGAAAGUUAAAGUUUCAAAGGCAUAUCAAGAAGUCAGAGGGACAGAAGACCCCGAAAGUGGAAUUGCAAAUCUCCAUUUAUGGAGUAAAGAUCUUAGAUCCCAAGACAAAAGAUGCCCAGUACAACUGCCAGUUGCAUAGGAUAUCCUUCUGUGCAGAUGACAAGACGGAUAAAAGGAUAUUCACCUUCAUUUGUAAAGACUCAGAGUCAAACAAACACCUCUGCUACGUGUUUGACAGUGAAAAAUGUGCAGAGGAGAUAACACUCACUAUUGGCCAGGCGUUCGACUUGGCCUACAAGAAGUUCCUCGAGUCUGGUGGAAAAGAUGUGGAGACACGGAAACAGAUAGGAACCUUACAGAAAAGAAUUCAAGAACUGGAAACUGAAAAUUCAGAGCUAAAGAAGCAGCUUUCGGAUCUGGAGGAGCAGUUGAUGAUUGAUCCUGUGCCACCACUGCUGCACAUAAACUCUACUAACGAGGCCUACAUGCUCUCAAGGCCCUCCUCGCUCUUCUGGUGUCACAAUCUGACGUCCUUCUCGUGUCUUGAGAUCUCCUCGGUCACACUCACCCCUAUGAGCUCACCAGAGUCCAACCUCUCGGCAGGGCUACUAACCCCUCCUCCGGCUAAAUCCGCUCUCCUUCCAAAGACUGCCGACGGAUGCAGCAUCCCCCGGCCUCGCGCUGGCAGCAUCUCCUUGAAACCCCAGAUGUCCACAGAUGUUUUUGACAUGGUUCCCUUCUCUGCUGUCACACCCCUGGUACCAAUACCCGCAAGCAACGGCACACACCCGCCACCCCCUACAACAUCUCCUCCAGGCAUAAGUAAAGACCUUUUUGGUGCAGCACCUUUUGAUCCGUUCACCUGUGGGCAAGCUGACUUCCCCCCAGAUAUCCAGUCCAAACUGGACGAGAUACAGCGUCAGAGAUGGUUUGUACCUUUACACUAUUUUGACCCAUAAGAACCCUUCUUGUGGCUGCCGGUAAUGUGACUGUGACCUUGACAUCGUGAAUGAAUUUGCAUGUAUUCAGUUUGACUCUGUUGUAUACUCUGCAUACAGUCCAUCAGUAAAGUACACCCAGCAGGCUUUUUGAAACGUCUCACUUUCAUAAUGCUGUACACAUCUAUUGUAUGGAGUUGAAGUACAUUCGCCUAUAAACAAUGUGAUUUCUUAAAAACAUUAACCUUGUUUUAGCUUGUAUCAAGAGGAUGCAUAUGAGUUAAAAGUGUUUGGCUAUGGAAGCUUUACUUUUCUCAGUCAGUCAGUCUCUUUUAUUUUAUCUUUCGCGUCAACAACAAAAUAAAAUUACAUGAAUAAAUAACAAAUCUGAUCUAAUACUGUGUUGGGUGUACUUGGCUGCAACUAGUAUUAUCUUUGUCCAUUCUUUUGUAACUGAAAAUGUGUGGCAAAUGUGUUAUUGCUUGUCAAAACGCUUCAUCAUAUUUGUGUUACUUGUUGUCUCUGGAACAAUCUAGGGUCACAUAGGGUCCGAUUUAUUCAAAGUCCUGUAGUUAUUAUUCUCUACAUCCAUAGGUCAGACAGAUUAUUGUGUACUUUGUGGUUUAGACAUUAUGUUUCUACACUUAUUUAGAGGGAUUUGGACCAAAUCUUCCUCAGAACUUGUCAUUUCUCAGACUGCCUCUGAGAAGGACUUGGGCAUUCUAGAUUUCAUAUCCCCUAACCAUUCUUUUGUAGACUUGGAUGCAUGCUAUUUUGGACCAAACAAGAAUAAAAACUUGGGGCCAGAAUGACUCUAAUUUACAGAGUCUUGGUUACAGCUCACCAACUUGUCUCUCAACUUUGCUGACAUUAAGAAACUGUGUUAUUGAUUAUAUCGACUACCUUCGUUUGUUAUCUUUCCUCCUUUAGAGCAGGUUGACAUGGGAUAGAUUCUUUCUAACAACCAUUCUCCCCCUUGUUUUACAGGAGGGGUUCAAAAUGGGACUAACCCUAGAGGGCACUGUCUUUUCUCUUGGCCCACUAGACAGUCGCUGCUGAUGCCAAGUAGACAUGUUGCUGUUACAUACUGUUAAAUCAUUUGUAUUAAAAGUGCCAAAAUUGGGUCUAAAAUUCAAGAUGUCAAUGUUCUUCUCAUCUUAAGGUUUAUAUGUAUUUGCAUUUUAAUUUGGUUUUAGAAUAAUGAAAGGUAUAUUCAAAUCUGAUAUAGAAAGCACUAUUUUUGUAAGAACUCACAUGGGAAGGAGUAGUUUUGAGACCUCUUGCUUAUACAGGCAAUGAUGGAUGUAAAUAGUAUGUCCAAUGGUACACUCUGUGGCAGAAUUUUCUUAUGUGUAGAAUCAGUUUUAUUGAAUAUACACCACAUAGAACAGCGUUGUUAUCACAUUCUUAUUUGUUUGUCAGACAUGACUUGCUUAUCAUCAACUCACAAGACACGUAAAUGUAGUCGGUCUUGUAUUAACACUCAUAUACCAAACUCUCAGCUUGCCCUUAAUUUGACAUAUCUUCUAUGUUCUUUUUACUCAUAUGUAUUUUUAGUUAACUGUAAUUCAUUUAUUCGGAUUGUUUUGUCCUGACAUCGGAUUUAAUAGCUUUAUUUUCUUGUUAAACAUUUUAACAGGUGCAUUUUACAUAUCGGUAUGUAUUGACAUUAUUUACUUUCUUAUGAUAUAUAUCAGUAUCCUCUUGCACCAGAAAGCACUUUUGAAAACCUCUGUCCAUAUACAGUACUAUAUACUUGUUAUUUUACUUUGUAUGCAAUAUGACUUUGCUGUUACAGUUAUUAAAGAAAACAUUACGACA